Messenger RNA from Pseudocercospora fijiensis CIRAD86, 486 nucleotides. RefSeq lists its product as uncharacterized. Bases 1 to 486 code for a protein of 161 amino acids. The record is from RefSeq and is a predicted model, not a curated record. The transcript is spliced from 2 exons. NCBI's taxonomy places the organism in Eukaryota, Fungi, Ascomycota, Dothideomycetes, Mycosphaerellales, Mycosphaerellaceae.
AUGCAUCAAUCGAUCUGCAUACUCCAAGCCAUCAGCAUCAGCAUGUACCGUCCUCAACCGCCGCCCAUGGAUGCCGACGAAGUUGAAGCAAUCUUCGAAUCAAUCGACAAGAAAAUCCAGCAAUCCACACCAUCCAACAUCAAAGUGAGAACAUCAGACAUCCCAGAAGACGACACAGUCCUCUCCAUUCUUCACCUCCACCUCUCCAGCAUGUCCCAAGACCGCGAGAAAAGACUCAGUGACCUAAUCUCUCGCAUCAACGCCCUUCGCAGCAAACUCGACGAUAAGCAACAACCAGAGGAGCAGAUACGUACUGACCGAAGUCGUCUCCUGAGUUUCAAAGAAUUCGAUGAUUUGUCGAUAGAACAGCGUCGGAUUUAUCUGGCGCAUGUUCCUGUCAAAGUGAUUGUAGAUUUGGAUGAUGAGAUUGAGGCGAAGAGGAAUGUUCUGGGGAAAGUUGAGAGGGAUUUGGCGACGAAGGAGUGA